AUGGUGUCGUGGAAGGACCGCGAUGCGGUGGUGGAAACGCUGUACCGCGACGUCGACGCGCUGAGCCCGCGGCUGAAGGACCGGCGACUCAUACGAAGGUUCGCCGCGACGAGAGACUACGACCCCACCCGAACUCUCCUGCUCCUCGUCGAGUACGACAAGUGGCUGGCGAAGAGCGGCCUGCUGGACGACAACCUCGGGCGCGAUCCCGGGGUGCGCGACGAGAUGCGACGACGGGGGACCAUGCGCCUCCUCGACCCGCGAGAUGCGCCGGCCGUGCACCGCGCCGGCGCCUCGAUCGAGGACGCGCCCGACGAGCGACGGCGACUCUCCGCGCAGAGGCUCACCUUCUUGCAGCUGCACACCCCGUCCAUGUGGCGCACGGCGAGGGACAAAGACGGCUGCCCGGCGGUGUACACGAACCUGGAGUCCUACCGCCGAGGCGCGAGCAAGGACGUGGAGAACACGUUCGUGUGGAUACUGGAGACGGUGUGCCGCGAGAUGGACGAGGACGACGCCGAGGACGCAGCCGGCGAGGACACAGCCGGCGACGGCGAAGGAGGUCGGUUCACCAUCUUACUCGACGCGUCAACCUGCGGCGAGCGCGACUUCAGGGCGGCGGCGUGGAUCGCGUGUUGCGCGAACCUCGGACGCGUGCUGCAGACGGCGCUCAAGCGCGGGUUUCGUGGUAGGCUCAACAGGUUUUACGUGUACCCCACCGGUCGAGCGGCGAGGAGUCUGCUGCGAAUCGUAAAGCCCUUCCUCGGCAAGUACACCCCUCCGAAGAUCGUCACGGUCGACGGCGGCGAGAGGGGCGUUGCGAAACUGGUCGAGGUAUUCGGCGUCGACGCGCUACCGCCGCACCUGGGUGGUCGCUCGGAGCUCAUCUCGGUGCCGCUGUCGGAGGACGACGAGCCGGCGCCGCCGACUGAACGACGCGAGGACGAGGACGCGCGGGAGAACCCACCGAAUGUUGGGACCCACCCGCGCCGUGCCGACCCACGCGGACGACGCCCGAGGAGAGACCUGGACGACUACGCCUGGUUCAUCAAAGUCCCGAUCCUCAACUUCCUCCUCGUCGCGGGCCUCGUGGCGUCCUCCGCGGCGCCCGGGUCUUCUUCUCGACCAGGCUGCUCUUCUCGACCCGCUCGAGCGAGGCGCGCGAUGGUCAGGACGGCGAGAAACGCGUUCGCGUGGCACGUGAUCGGGUCGUGCCUGUUCGGUCUGGAGUUCUCCGGGGUGCUGAGCGCGGGAGUGAGCGCGGUGUGCGCGACGUGGCGUGAGGCGAGACGAUCGCGGCGGUGA
Messenger RNA from Micromonas commoda, 1305 nucleotides. RefSeq lists its product with no specific name. The transcript has a single exon. NCBI's taxonomy places the organism in Eukaryota, Viridiplantae, Chlorophyta, Mamiellophyceae, Mamiellales, Mamiellaceae. The record is from RefSeq and is a predicted model, not a curated record. Bases 1 to 1305 code for a protein of 434 amino acids.